AUGGACGAUUCGGCUCAACGAACAACACGGAAUGGCCAUGUCCCAAGGGAUGGCAAGAGGGAGCCUUCUCGCUCUGAUGAGACCAUGCAGGCCCUCUCUGCUUUAAACGAUAAUCCCGAGCCUCGUCAAACCACAACCAAGCAGGCGCCCAAAGUCCCCAUGAACAGCGAUAUUUCAGACACCCAGGCGACUCUCCGUCAAGCAUUUCCUCACGUUUAUUCAUCCUCGCGAGCCCCUUCUACCCGCUCUUCAUCCAGUUCCCUCCAGGCGUUGAAUGAAGACACCGUUGUGGAUGCCCGGUCGCAAACUGGCGGUACCGGACGAAGUCCCCGGAGGACUUCUCGUCCAUCAGACGCGAGGCCGGAUUAUCCCGUUUACCCUGAUCAGUCUUAUGCCUCUCUGCAAUCGCAGGUUCACCCUACCUCCCAACCCCCGUAUGGCCGAUCUAGAGGACUCUUCCAAUCUCAUGUCGAUCCCAUCCCUCGAUUCGCACGCGUCUCCCGGACUGCUGGAAAUACCCCCAUCUCAAGCCCAGGAUUGUUCUCGAUGCAAAGCCCGAGAACGACGCCACCUUCUGGAUCCGAUGGUGAAAGCGCACUCGGUAGCCCGUAUCUCCACCCCACCCACCUACAGCCGCCUAAGGAAACCAAUACUGCGGAAGUAGAUCGGGAUCAAGUUACGGGGAACAAAUUAAUCAACCAGUACGAGAUUCUCGAAGAAUUGGGACGGGGAGAGCAUGGGAAGGUGAAACUUGGCCAACACAUAAACACCAAGCAGAAAGUUGCCAUCAAAAUCGUACAGCGUUACUCCAAACGUCGUCGACUAGGCAAGCUAGGUGAUGCGGAGGAUAAAGUGAAGAAGGAGGUUGCCAUUUUGAAAAAGGCUCGUCAUCCAAAUGUGGUCAGUCUGCUAGAGGUCAUUGAUGAUCCAAAUAGCCAAAAAGUGUAUAUCGUUUUGGAAUUUGUGGAGAACGGUGAGAUUAUUUGGAGAAAGAAGGGGGUCCGAGAGAUUGUCCAUGUCGAUAAGAUACGAUUCGAACGCGAAAAGGCAGGUAUUCCUGAUACUCCGGCAUUCCUCGAAGAAAGCCGCCAGUUCAUCAAGACUGCUCAGCACAUGCGUCGGCAAAGGGAAAAGGCACGGCAACGGGUGCAGGCCCAGGCGGCAGAUGCCCAGCAAGGCCCCAUUCCUGCCUGGAGUCUGGAACACGGUGUUGAGUCAGAUGAAGAAGCGGAAGACGACGAGGACCUCGGAUUAGUUAUGAGGCGUUCGUCUACCCGUUCAGUGGCAGUGACCGAGGACUCUCCCAGUCAAUCUUCUCUUCAAGAUAGAACUUUGGCUGCUGUUGAGGGUAGUAUGUACGGUGCUUACACUGAUUAUCCGUUUGAACGUCGCUUCAGCACCGCAUCUAGCAGUUUUGGAUAUGCGCCUUCCGAGCCAGAAUGGUCCGCUGAAGGGGACGACAUGGCAUAUGUGCCUUGUCUGACGAUUUCCGAGGCCCGCAGUGCAUUCCGAGAUGCUGUUCUCGGGCUUGAGUAUCUUCACUUCCAGGGCAUCAUCCACCGAGAUAUUAAACCGGCGAACCUUCUGGUGACAAGCAGUUAUCGGGUGAAGAUUUCGGAUUUUGGUGUCUCUUACCUGGGUCGACCCAUGCAUGAUGAGGAGGAAGAGCAGGUUGGUGAGACUGACGCGACGGACUCGGACAAUGCACGCGAGCUGUCUAAAACCGUGGGCACCCCUGCUUUUUACGCCCCGGAACUCUGCUAUACUGGAGAAGACUUUGAAGAAACCAUUGGGUCUGUGCCUAAAAUUACGGGUGCCAUCGAUGUGUGGUCACUUGGGGUCACUUUGUAUGGCAUGGUCUUUGGACGCCUUCCCUUCGUCUCAGACGACGGAUACAGCAUGUUCCAGAGCAUUGUGAAAAAAGAGGUAUUCAUUCCACGCAAGCGACUUGUUCCUGUCAAGGAUCACUCUUUUGAUACCCAACAAGACGAAUGUCGCGACAGCGAUCAGCUUGUAUAUGAAGAAAUUGAUGAUGAGCUAUACGACCUUUUGCGCCGACUGUUGACGAAAGAUCCUGUGAGGCGCAUCACGCUAAAAGAGAUCAAGCACCAUCCCUGGACUCUCUACGGACUCCCCAACCCUCGGGCCUGGGUAGAGGAAACUGAUCCCGGUCACCAAAGCAAAGGCAAACGGAUUGAGGUCUCUAAUGAAGAAGUCACCACUGCCGUCAGUAAGGUGCCCUUCAUUCAACGAGUCCGUUCCAACGUGGCAAAAUGGUUCACGGGUCGCUCGUCGAAGGAAAAGGAUCCUCGCAAGCACACAUCAACCCCAUCAACAGACACGCUGUCCUCGACCUCCAGUAGCAGCACUUUUGGCAAGGCAUCGUCUCAGAGCCGACGCUCAAGUUUGAAAGGUGAUGAGGACCUCCGCUCUUCAAGACUUUCUGGCCAGGGGGAGCAUCCGUUGGCCCAAAGCGUUACCGCAAGUCCGGUCCAGGAAGAGUCUCUGUGGUCCUCAUGUUUCGACCUGGCUGCUCAAAAAUCGGAACGAAAUACAAUCCCCACUCCCGGUGUGCCAACCCGCCCUGACCCUCCUCGACGUGCGAGAUCUUCCAUGUCCAAUGCAGAGUCAACUAAAACCGUCCGAAAGAUUAGCAUGGAUAGCCCUGCCAGACCUCGGACGGGUGCCUCAAGCAUCAUCGAAGCCUUGGGCGGGGCCCACUUGGGAGGCCUCCUCUCUGGGUCCUCACGACGAUCCUCGCGUAAUGGAGCAUUUGGCAGCUGGAGCCGCCGUACGUCUCCGGCCGGAGAGGAUGGAGACCAUCGUUCGGAGCCCAGCGUUGCUUUAAGUAAUGCUUCCGCCAUGGGCCAAGUACGGUCUACUGGGCUGUGGCAUACUCAAGCCACUGCGCCCCUUGAGGUUCCAGCCUCUGCGCACAGACGCAACCGCUCGCAGCAGCUUGCAGGAAAAUCAUCUGCGGAAUCCUUCAACCUUACCAAGGAAGCUCUUUUGCGUCAUAAACGGAGUGACCUCGACCCAGGUACUGAUGACACCUUAAGACCCAACAUGGAGAGUGCGAUGUAUUCCACGGAUUCCCUUCAAUUGCCAACCAUCCCCCCCCCCGAGAACGCGGAGGUUUCCAGCAAUGGCCUCGCUGUCUCUACUCCUUCAGCUGCCACUAUCUCUUCCUCUUCUGCAGAUGACUUUACCAGUGGCAUGUCGCACAGCGCAUCUCACCCCAGUAUCCCGUCCGUGGUUUCCGGUGCUUCCUCCCUCUCCGGGGAAGGGCUAUAUCUCAGCAAGGAAAAAAGUGCCGAAGACACCUCUCCUGUUCCCUCUAUCCUUCGCACUGGCGAGACAGUCAAGGCUCGCAUGCCAGAUUCGCCUCCGCGCUUCCCGGAAGAGGACGAAUCGCGAUACUAUUGUGACGAUGAAGACGAAUAUGAUGAUGAGUCCGAAGAUGAAGUUCUUGUCAUCGGGAAAAAGAAACCCACCACCAAGGCACCUAUUCCUACCGGCACCAAGCCCUCUGCAAAGUAG
Molecule: messenger RNA, 3540 nt
Organism: Penicillium chermesinum
Lineage: Eukaryota; Fungi; Ascomycota; Eurotiomycetes; Eurotiales; Aspergillaceae
Product: putative serine/threonine protein kinase
Exons: 1
Coding region: 1-3540 (1179 amino acids)
Biological process (GO): protein phosphorylation; intracellular signal transduction
Cellular component (GO): cytoplasm
Molecular function (GO): protein serine/threonine kinase activity; ATP binding
Source: RefSeq, a predicted model, not a curated record